Tripterygium wilfordii is the source of this 3610-nucleotide messenger RNA. RefSeq lists its product as uncharacterized. The record is from RefSeq and is a predicted model, not a curated record. NCBI's taxonomy places the organism in Eukaryota, Viridiplantae, Streptophyta, Magnoliopsida, Celastrales, Celastraceae. Gene Ontology annotation, biological process: transmembrane transport. Gene Ontology annotation, molecular function: carbohydrate:proton symporter activity. The transcript is spliced from 11 exons. The coding region runs from base 1 to 3348 and encodes 1115 amino acids. Gene Ontology annotation, cellular component: membrane.
AUGGAGAACGGAUUAGUUGAUGUAAAUCAAUCAAAGAUGAACUUCUAUGCUUGUGCUUGUGCUGUUGUGGCAUCCAUGGUUACCAUCAUCUUUGGAUAUGAUACUGGUGUAAUGAGUGGAGCAAUGAUAUUCAUAGAAGAAGAUCUUGAAAUCAAUGAUACACAAGUAGAAAUUCUUGCUGGUAUCCUAAACAUAUGUGCAUUGGUAGGUUCUCUUCUGGCAGGAAGAACAUCUGAUUUCAUCGGUCGUCGAUACACAAUUGUCUCAGCCUCCAUCAUCUUCUUGAUUGGCUCUGUACUAAUGGGGUAUGGACCUAACUAUGGAAUCCUGUUAGCCGGACGGUGCAUUGCAGGCAUUGGUGUAGGCUUUGCACUAAUGGUUGCCCCAGUUUACUCUGCAGAAAUCUCGUCCACUUCAUCGCGAGGCUUCUUAACCUCUCUACCGGAACUUGGCAUCGCCAUUGGUAUCUUACUCGGUUAUCUCUCAAACUACGCCUUCUCCAAGGUGACAUUGAAACUUGGAUGGAGAUUAAUGCUUGGAAUUGCAGCAAUUCCUUCACUUAUGCUUGCUUUAGGCAUUCUCAAAAUGCCAGAGUCUCCAAGGUGGUUAGUAAUGCAAGGUAGAUUAGGAGAAGCCAAGCAGACCUUAUUUGCUGUAUCUAACACUCAAGAAGAGGCUGAAGCCCGUUUCAAGGAUGUGAAAAUUGCCGCUGGAAUAGAUGAAUACUGCAAUGAGGAGGUCGUCAAGAUGUCCGGAAAGAGUAGUACUCAAGGAGAAGGGGUGUGGAAGGAACUUAUAUUAAGUCCAACACCGGCUGUUCGAAGAAUGCUAUUCGCUGCUGUUGGAAUCCAUUUCUUUGAGCACGCGACGGGGAUCGAAGCAGUUGUGCUAUACGGUCCUAGGAUUUUCAAGAAAGCUGGUGUCACAAACAAGCAAAAGCUCUUGCUUGUCACGGUUGGGAUUGGACUUACAAAAUUCACAUUCAUCUUCAUCUCAACUUUCUUGGUUGACAAAGUUGGAAGAAGGAAGCUUUUGUUAAUAAGCACAACCGGCGCAAUCGUAGCACUUGCAACACUGGGAUUCAGCUUGACAAUGGUGGCACAUUCAGAGCAGAAGCUGUAUUGGGCACUGGUUUUAAGCAUUGUAUCAACAUAUGUAUAUGUUGGAUUCUUCAAUUUCGGGAUGGCGCCGGUGACUUGGAUUUACAGUGCUGAGAUAUUCCCAUUGAGGUUGAGAGCAGUAGGGCAUAGUAUUGGUGUUGCUGUGAAUAGGCUGAUGAAUGCUACCAUAUCAAUGACCUUUAUUUCAAUAUAUAAAGCUAUGACUAUAGGUGGUGCAUUCUUUAUGUUUGCUGGUAUAGCAGUGGUUGCUUGGCUGUUUUUCUUCUUCUUUUGUCCAGAGACGAAGGGAAGGUCCCUAGAAGAGAUGGAGGAGAUUUUUAGCAAGCGCAGACCUGGGACUAAAAAUGAAGGAACUUUUAGCCUGCUAAUGACGUGGUCUGUAGCAGUAUUCUUUAUGAGAGAAGAUGGCCUUGAGACCGUCCUGGAGGUCCCAAUACCAGACGAAAUGCUCACUAGCAUGGGCAGCAAUGUUCAACUACGUUGGCAAAACAUGCUCACAUGGAUGAAGGCUCAAACUUCCGAUAAAUGGUCGCAGCCAGUUAUCGCCAGACGCCUUAAUGAGCUUCGCUUCCUCCUUUACCUUGUUGGAUCUCCUCUUAUCCCCCUUCAGGUCCAAGUUGGCCACUCUGUUCACAAACCGUUGAGAGACUCUUCCAUUCAAGCUUCAACAGCCAAAUACAUUGUCCAACAAUAUAUAGCAGCUACUGGAGGGCAAGCAGCAUUAAAUGCAGUGCAUAGUAUGUGUGUGACAGGCCAAGUCAAAAUAAAAGCAUCAGAAUUUUAUCAAGCCAACGAGACCAUCAGUGUGAAGAAUGCUGAGGAAGCCGGUGGGUUUGUGCUUUGGCAAAAAGAUCCAGAUUUAUGGUGCCUAGAGCUCAUUGUGUCUGGAUGUAAGGUAAUAUGUGGAAGCAAUGGCAAGAUUUCAUGGAGACAUUCAAACAAUCAACAAGCACCAAUCUCAAAGGGUCCUCCCAGACCCUUGCGCAGAUUUUUACAGGGUUUGGACCCAAGAUCCACAGCCAAUCUAUUUAUAGAUGCAGCAUGCAUAGGUGAGAAGAUAAUAGAUGGUGAAGACUGUUUUAUUCUUAAGCUGGAGACCAGUCCUGCAAUUCGAGAGACACAGAGCGGCCCCAACUAUGAGAUCAUUCACCACACAAUAUGGGGCUACUUCAGCCAGAGGUCCGGCCUGUUGAUUCAAUUUGAGGACUCGAGGCUGCUAAGCAUGAGAAUAAAAGAAGACGACGAGGUCUUUUGGGAGACCAGCACUGAGUCAGUAAUGGAAGAUUACAAGUGUGUUGAUGGUGUUAAUAUUGCACACAGUGGCAGAACUCAUGUCAAAGUUUUUAGAUAUGGAGAGCAAUCAUCCAACCACAAGAAGGAGAUGGAAGAGAAAUGGAAGAUUGAAGACGUAGAUUUCAACAUAUGGGGUUUGUCAAAGGAUCACUUUCUCCCCCCUACAGAAAUUAAAAAUGAAAAACGAGGAGAUGGCUCACCUGAAAAUUACGGCAUAGCAGCAAACCACGAAAUUACGGCAUGGAAUUCAGAAAUUUACUUGAUAAUUGCAACCUGCAGCUAUCCAAUAUCAUCGCUGGCUGCUGGAGGAGCGUCGAAUUGGAUUGGACGCCGAUACACAUUGUUCUCCUCUCUCAUCAUCUUCUUCUUCGGCGUACCAAUUACACUGCGCGAAACUCCAUAUUCGAUCGAAAUGAAGUAUGAUGAUUCUCUUCCAGCAACGAACGUGAAGAAGGAAACCUCAGAUUCGAGUCUAUUAGGGAAAGGACGGUACAAGUUCUGGGCCUUUGCUGCAAUUUUGCUACUCGCAUUUUGGUCAAUGUUCACCGGGACCGUAACCCUACGUUGGUCAGCCGGAAAUCUCAAUCGUCUAUCAGACGAUGUAGAUAUCCAAAUCCACGACGAUCUUGACGUUCUCGAAAUGGAGGAGAGGGAGAAGGUGGUGAAGCAUAUGUGGGAUGUGUAUACGAAUAGUCGACGGAUCAGAUUACCGAGGUUCUGGCAAGAAGCUUUUGAGGCGGCUUACGAGGAGUUGAGCAGUGAUAUCCCUGAGGUUAGAGAAGCCGCAAUCACUGAGAUCGCAAAGAUGUCUGUGCGGUCCUUUGGUCUGGAUCCUCCUCCUGUCCAAUCAACGAGUGCACGAGAAAUAAGCAAGAACCUGAAGCAAGCAGGCAAGGGUGGAGGGGCAGUGAGCUCUACAGGGAGUCAUCGAUAAUGAGAAGAAUAUUCAGGAUCAGAGGCGAAAUCACCAAUUAUUCUGUACUCAUUAGCCACCUAAAUUUGUAAGAGGUAGUGAUGGGUGAAACCAUACUUAGUUCUCCAUGUUUUGAUAACAGGGACAAAUUAUGUAUCUAGUAAGGUUCUCAUUCUUCCAAAACAGUUUGAGCAGAUUGAUUUUGUAUGAGAAUUUCUUUAUCAGAUCCCUGUUAUAUGAAUAUUGAAUAUGAAAUUUUUUACUGUUUCACGAGUUUAUCUGC